AUUGCAUGUUGCCCCUGUCUCUCUUGCCUGGUUCCGUCCGUAGAGUUGCCCCUUACCCCUAUUUCCAGGCCACUACCGUCGGGUUAUGUAUAUUCCGCUAAUUAACUAUUUUGCCGCUACACACCGCCAAAACGCGUCUCCAAGACCAGACCGCGACUAAGGGAGGCACGAAGAGCGACGAGUAGUUUGGGAUUUAUAUUAUAUAAAAUUCACAAUGGUUGCUUGCCCGAUAUGUGAUAAGCCUGUUAAGCCAAAGGAUAUCAAUUCUCACAUCGAUUCCAAUUGCGAAACCCAUAUCGAUAGUACCCCGCCAUCAACCCAACAGGCUGGAAAUGGCCUCUCGAACUUCUUCCAGACACCUGGGCCCAAACGAAGCCUUCCGAUUAGUACCCCGAAGUCCGGCACAAAUGGAGACUCAAAAUCUUCGAUAAAUGAUGUGCAGAGUACGCCAUUGUCGUCUCAGAAAAAACGGUCUUUCGAGGAGGAAACGCCUGCAGUUCGGCAAGAUCCCAUAGAAAAUGAACAGCCGCCGACAGCAAAGAAGCCAAAGGUCAAUGCCUUUCACAAGGCAGCACCUCUCGCAGAGCGGAUGCGACCUCGAACCCUCGACGAUGUAUGCGGCCAGGAAUUAGUUGGACCCAAAGGAAUCCUUCGAAACCUCAUCGAGCAAGACCGCGUGCCAUCGAUGAUCCUCUGGGGCGGGGCAGGAACGGGCAAGACCACCAUCGCUCGCUGCAUUGCCUCUAUGGUUGGGAGCCGCUUCGUCGAGAUCAACAGUACGAGUUCGGGGGUUGGGGAGUGCAAGAAGAUCUUUGCCGAAGCGCGGGGCGAGCUCGGUCUCACUGGCCGCAAAACAAUCAUAUUCUGCGAUGAGAUCCACCGCUUCUCAAAGUCUCAGCAGGAUGUGUUCCUGGGCCCCGUUGAAUCGGGCCAGAUCACGCUGAUAGGGGCCACGACCGAGAACCCCUCGUUCAAAGUCCAGAAUGCGCUGUUGUCACGGUGUCGGACGUUUACGUUGCAGAAGCUUACUGAUGAGCAUAUACGGUUGAUAUUGGAACGAGCUCUUACUACUGAAGGUGUUUUGGAUACAAAACCUUCUGAAUUAGUGGACUCGGAACUGAUUGCCUACCUAGCGGCAUUCUCGGAUGGCGACGCUCGUACAGCCCUGAACCUGCUCGAGCUCUCUGUCUCCAUAUCCAACAGGCCAGACACGACCAAGGAAGAUAUCAAAACUGCUCUCACCAAGACCCUCGUCUACGACCGUGCCGGUGACCAGCAUUACGACACGAUCUCAGCACUGCAUAAGUCGAUCCGUGGGUCCGACCCAACGGCAGCACUGUACUAUCUCGCACGCAUGCUGCAAUCGGGUGAAGACCCUCUCUUCAUCGCCCGUCGGCUAGUCGUCGUAGCAUCCGAAGACGUCGGCCUAGCCGACAACAGCAUGCUCUCCCUAGCAACCGCCACCUAUACAGCAGUCGAGAAGAUCGGUAUGCCCGAAUGCCGAAUCGCGUUAGGCCAUUGCACCGUAGCGCUCUCACUCGCUCCCAAAUCAACGCGCUCAUACCGUAGUCUGAAUAACGCCUACGCGGCGCUUGGGGAGCCCGGGGUAGCUAGCCUUCCUAUCCCUGUGCACCUCAGGAAUGCACCGACGAAGCUGAUGAAGGAGUUGGGAUAUGGGGCGGAGUAUAAGUAUAACCCGAAUUAUAAGGAUGGGAGGGUGAGGCAGGAGUAUAUGCCUGAUGCCCUGAGGAAUAGGGUGUUUAUGGAAGAGAAUGAUCUGGGGACGGAGGUUGAUCCGGAUUUGAGGGGGAGGUGAAUUGGGGUGAGAUUGGAGAUGCUGUGGAUUGAAUUUAGCGGGCGUUUGGGGUCUGUUGAGGCGAAAUCAUGGUGAUAUCAGCAUUAAUUGAGUCGCGCGAAGUGGUAAAUAUAAGAGACAAGUUGCAU
Messenger RNA from Pseudogymnoascus verrucosus, 1944 nucleotides. RefSeq lists its product as uncharacterized. The record is from RefSeq and is a predicted model, not a curated record. The coding region runs from base 215 to 1816 and encodes 533 amino acids. Lineage: Eukaryota; Fungi; Ascomycota; Leotiomycetes; Thelebolales; Thelebolaceae. Gene Ontology annotation, molecular function: ATP binding; enzyme activator activity; ATP hydrolysis activity. The transcript has a single exon. Gene Ontology annotation, cellular component: nucleus. Gene Ontology annotation, biological process: DNA repair; DNA-templated DNA replication; regulation of DNA repair.